Messenger RNA from Puccinia graminis f. sp. tritici CRL 75-36-700-3, 1983 nucleotides. RefSeq lists its product as uncharacterized. Lineage: Eukaryota; Fungi; Basidiomycota; Pucciniomycetes; Pucciniales; Pucciniaceae. The record is from RefSeq and is a predicted model, not a curated record. Bases 221 to 1849 code for a protein of 542 amino acids. The transcript is spliced from 2 exons.
UACCCUCCGCCUAAUCAUUUCACCGGAUUACUAAUUCGGCGAAGUCACACUCUGGAACCAUCGCUUGCCGGCACUAGAGCUCAUUGAAAUACAUAAAUAAUCGACAUCAGUUCCUCCCUCAGCCUGAUCGGAUGGAGAUGCUCGGCUAGAGACUAGAGUGCUCUUUCUUCUUAGAAUAGCAAGCUUACCCUAUCUAACUCGAAAAGGGCAACUCUUGAGAAUGGAGUCGAGGCCAGCCGACGACUCCAACUGCAGUUCACCACUCAAGAAGGAUCAAGACGAAUGCUCGGCAAGAAGCCAUCCCAUGGAAAUAGACCAGCAGCAUCAGCAAGACCAACAAGAACCAGCUGAUCACAAGAAUCAUGGUAGUUGCUGCCCACCGAAGGACAAUAUCACCCUAGAAGAAGCGCAAGCCCAACAAGCAGCUGAUAAUCAAAUAUUGAGAGAAAAGUUAACAAACCUCUUGACUUGUGUCAAGCACAUCGACCCAUCCUCAGCCCCAGCUUCUCCUCCGUUGCCACCGGCUUGUUCUCCUUCCGCCCAGGGCCUCGAGUCACACCUUCUCUACAAACCAAUCACUCUAGACUCAGGUUAUUCGCUCUGUUCAGCUUGUUACGAUUUUUAUCCUCACGAACUACCACCGGCAAGCCAGAAGCAUCUUCAACCAUCCCACCAACUCUCACCAGUCUUGACCCUUGAUGAUCAUCGCCAUCUAGCCCAGCCAAGUCCUACGGUGAAUUUUAUCCUCCAAAAGGUCGUCCAAAUCGCCAGGAACCUUCCGCCUAAACCAGCUGGCGAUUCUUCCAUCGGAGCCACCCUGCGGGCCGAAUUAGAAUGUCCACUCUGUUCCUUCGUCUUCGACUCCCCCGUCACAAUCUCAUGUGGCCAUACGUUCUGUCGUCCAUGCUUCCUUCGGGCACGGGAUCAUGCCGACCACUGUCCGGUAUGUCGACAGCCGUUCCUGAUGGGCCCUCAGGCCGUCCCAGGGGUCGACCUUUUGAUUGAUCGAAUCAUCGAGCAAUGUCUCGCUCCGUCAACCGGUACUGCCGGCCCGGCAUCGGCAGUCAAUCUCGAGGCCAAUCACACCAUCCCACUGAUGGUCUGCUCCAUCGGAUUCCCUGAGAUGCCGAUGUUCUUACAGAUUUUCGAACCCCGCUACAAGCUCUUGAUCCGGAGAAGUCUGUCGACAGACCGGAAGUUUGGCAUCGUCAUCCCGGCAUUCGACCAUCAGCCGUCGAGCGAAUUCGACCAUCAUUACUCGACCAUCAUCCGUCCAACGGCUGAUCAGAACUGCCUGCCGAAUUUGCCGGUCCAUCUCUUCGGGACCAUCGUCGAGAUCAGGAAAUAUGAGACUGCAGCCGAUGGAAGAAUGUUGAUCGAGGCCAGGGGCUGUGACCGGUUCAGAAUCGAGGGUCUCUUGGGCUCCCUGGAUGGUUACCUGGUCGCUAAGAUUCGCGUCUUUGGUGACAUGCCCGUCCAGGACGCUCGUCUGGAAGCUCAAGCCAAAGAACAUGCAUUAUACCACCAUCAUCAUCAUUCCUCAGAGUCAAAGCAUCACAGGUCAGAGCCCACAACCGAAAAAUUGAUGAACACCUGCAAAGAAUUCAUUGAAGUCUUACGAUCCGGUAGUUCUCCUUGGAUUCUUGAACGUCUCAAUGACACAUUCGGCCCCAUGCCCGACCAGCCCACCGAAUUCACCUAUUGGAUUGCGAUGGUCUUGCCGAUUUCGGACCAAUACAAGGCGGCCUUACUACCGAUCAUCAGCUAUCGAAGUCGGCUGAAGAUCCUGGUCCGUUGGAUCCGAGUCCUCAAAUCUCAAUGGAACAGUCAAGGCUGUCUGAUCACCUGAAUUUCUCCCCAAGUCUCUCCUCUCCAUCUCCCUUCACGCUACGUAUUUGUACUCCACCAGCAUCCAUUGUCAUCCUUCUCUCUUCUCUCUUGCAUAUCGCAUCAUCGCAUCGUUCUUAUCUGUCAAAAUUUGAC